Sphenostylis stenocarpa is the source of this 2559-nucleotide messenger RNA. The record is from the annotation of a GenBank genome assembly. Lineage: Eukaryota; Viridiplantae; Streptophyta; Magnoliopsida; Fabales; Fabaceae.
AUGUUCUCUCUCCUCCGCAAACCCAUUCCCCUUUUCUUCCCCUCACAAAGACUAUUCCAUCUCUCUCCUCUCCUCCGCAACUUUCAACAUUCCAAUUCCAAACCUCCUUCCCCCGACCUCCUCGACCGCAUCUCCCGCCUCCUCCUCCUACGGCGCCCCGCCGCCCUCAACCGCCUCCCCUUCCCCCUCUCCGACCCCCUCAUCGACGCCAUCCUCCGCCGCCUCCGCCUCCACCCCUCCGCCGCACUCGCUUUCUUCGACCUCGCCGCCCAAGACCCCCACUACCGCCCCCACUCCACCUCCUUCUGCCUCCUCCUCCACAUCCUCGCUCGUGCCAAACUCUUCCCGCAAGCCCGCUCCCUCCUCCACCAACUCCUCUCCCUCCACUGCACCAAUAACUUCCGCGCCUUUGCCGUCUGCCGCGAUGUCGUUUCCAUCUACAAGGAAUUCGGCUUCUCCCCCACUGUCCUCGACAUGCUCCUCAAGGCUUUCGCUGAACGGGGCAUGACCCGCCACGCACUCCACGUGUUCGACGAAAUGGGUAGGCUCGCCAGGACCCCCAGCCUCAGGUCCUGUAACUGUCUUCUCGCUAGGCUGGUUCGCGCCGGAGAAGGAGGCGCCGCACUGAUGGUUUUUCAGCAGGUUUUGAAGAUGGGGAUUGUGCCUGAUGUUUUCAUGAUUAGUAUUGUUGUGAACGCGCAUUGUCGGGAAGGAAGUGUGGAUUGUGCUGAGAAGUUUGUGAUGAAGAUGGAGGGAAUGGGGUUUGAGGUUAAUGUUGUUGUGUACAAUGCUUUGGUUGGAGGGUAUGCUUGUAAGGGUGAUGUGGGAGAAGCUGAGAGGGUGCUGGGUUUGAUGUCUAGGAAAGAGGUUGAGAGGAAUGUGGUUACUUGGACAUUGUUGAUGAAAGGUUACUGCAGGCAGGGAAGGGCGGAUGAGGCGGAGAGGUUGCUACGGAGAAUGGAGGAGGAUGAGAUGAUGGUUGUGGAUGAUCGCGUGUAUGGCGUGCUGGUGGACGGAUAUUGUCAGGUGGGGAGGAUGGACGAUGCAGUUAGGAUUCGAGAUGAGAUGGCGAGGGUGGGAUUGAGGGUGAAUGUGUUUGUUUGUAAUUCGUUGGUUAAUGGGUAUUGUAAGCAGGGCCGGGUUGGUGAGGCCGAAGAGGUGUUUAGGAGGAUGGUGGAUUGGAAUGUGAGACCGGAUUGUUAUAGCUAUAAUACGCUGUUGGAUGGGUUCUGCAGGGAAGGGAGAAUGAGUGAGGCUUUGAUGCUUUGCCAGGAAAUGUUAAGGGAGGGAAUUGAUCCUUCUGUUGUGACCUAUAACACGAUUCUCAAAGGGUUGGUUGAUGUGGGGUCUUAUGUUGAUGCUUUGAGCCUUUGGCAUAAGAUGGUGAAACGAGAUGUGGUGCCGAAUGAAGUCAGCUAUUGUACUCUGCUUGAUUGUUUUUUCAAAAUGGGAGAUUCUGACGGGGCUAUGAAGCUUUGGAAAGAGAUUUUAGGCCGGGGUUUUACUAAUAGCACUGUUGCAUUCAAUACAAUGAUUGGUGGGUUGUGUAAGAUGGGGAAAGUGGUGGAGGCAAAGAUUGUUUUUGAUAGGAUGAAGGAACUCGGAUGCUCACCAGAUGAAGUAACAUUUAGGACUUUGAGUGAUGGAUAUUGUAAAUCUGGAAGUGUUGUCGAAGCUUUUAGUAUUAAAGAUAUGAUGGAAAGACAGACAAUUUCUCCUUCUAUUGAAAUGUACAAUUCCCUUAUUAAUGGGCUUUUUAAUUCUAGGAAGUUAACUGAUGUUGCUGAUCUUCUUGUUGAGAUGCGGACAAGAGGACUGUCAUCCAAUGCUGUUACCUAUGGUACGCUUAUUUGUGGUUGGUGCAAUGAAGGAAAGCUGGAUAAAGCUUUUAAUUUAUAUUUUGAGAUGAUCGAAGGAGGGUUCUCUCCUAACUUGGUGAUCUGUAGCAAAAUAAUCAGCAGUCUUUAUAAGAAUGAUAGAAUCAAUGAAGCAACUGUGAUCCUAGACAGGAUGGUGGAUUUUGAUCUGCUUACAGUUCAUAAAUGUUCCGAUAAGUCUGUUAAAAACGAUUUCUUAAGUCUAGAAGCUCAGAGAAUUGCAGAUUCUCUAGAUAAAAGUGCUAUAUGUAAUUCUCUUCCCAACAAUAUUGUGUACAACAUCGCUAUCUAUGGUCUUGGCAAGUCUGGGAAGAUUGAUGAAGCAAGACAUGUUCUGUCAAUUAUGUUGUCUAGAGGUUUUCUUCCAGACAAUUUCACGUAUGGUGCCUUAAUUCAUGCCUGUUCAGCUGCUGGUGAUGUGGAUGGUGCUUUCAACUUAAGGAAUGAGAUGCUGGAGAGAGGUCUUAUUCCAAAUAUUACGACAUACAAUGCAUUAAUAAAUGGGUUAUGUAAAUUGGGAAAUAUGGAUCGAGCACUGAGACUUUUCCUUAAACUUCCUCAGAAGGGCUUAGUUCCAAAUGUUGUUACCUAUAAUAUACUAAUCAGUGGUUACUGUAGGAUUGGGGACCUUAAUAAAGCCGCUAACUUGAGAGAGAAGAUGAUAGAAGAAGGGAUUUCUUGA